Molecule: messenger RNA, 4257 nt
Organism: Schistosoma turkestanicum
Lineage: Eukaryota; Metazoa; Platyhelminthes; Trematoda; Strigeidida; Schistosomatidae
Source: the annotation of a GenBank genome assembly
AUGAAUAUUAUAAUUAUUAUUUUUAUCAUUACAAAUAUUACUCCAUUAUUUUCAUUGGAACUUUCAAAUACCAAACACACUGUUGAUUUUCAAAAACCAAUCAUUACAGAAGCACCAAAUGAUCAUAUUACACAUGAACAUUUACUAGAAUUCACUUGUAAAGCUAUUGGAAAUCCUAAACCUUCAAUUUUAUGGUAUAAUGCAAGUACAAAUCAAUUAAUUGAAGAGAAAUUACAAACAACCGGUUAUCAAACCAGUAUACAUGUGAAUAAACAUUUAGGCAAAUUAAUGAUUUCUAAUCCAAUACCGGGAAAAUCUUAUUCUGUUUAUUGUAAUGCAUCGAAUCCGAUUGGAUGGACAAUUAGUGAUCCACCUGUGAUUGGAGCUAUUGUCUAUUUAAAUGAUGAAUUCAGCGUAAAUCCUUCUGAUGUUGAGGUGGAUGAAGGAACUAGUGUAACACUUGAAUGUUCACCUCCGAAAGGUUUACCGAAACCUCAAAUUUCAUGGAUAAAAAAUAAUAAAACUGUAAUAAAUGCAGGACAUGUACAAAAUUCUUACAAUUCAGAUAUGUCAAAUAUUGAAAUGAUGUCGAAUGGAAAUUUAAGAUUAAAUCCAGUUCGUAUGAAAGAUAGAGGAAAUUAUAUAUGUGUUGCAAAGAAUUCAGUUGGAGAAAGAUUAUCUCAACCAGCUAAUUUACGUGUAAAGCCAUUGAGACAAAAAUCUGUCACUUCAAAACAUGUUCGAGUGAGACAAGGUCAACCAGUGAAGUUAACAUGUCCAAUUAGUAGGAAUAAAUCAAUAAAAUGGAGUCGUAAAUCAAAACAACUAUUGGCAGUAUCAGAAAGAAUUCAACAAAUCAAACAGGAUUUAAUCAUUAACCAUGUAAUGUCGUCGGAUUCUGAUGUUUACAUUUGUACUACAUUCAAUAGUGAAGAAGGUGAAAUACAUCUUGUCGUUGAAACAUCACCAACAUUCAUAAAGUCACCAGUGAAUUUAAUGGUGAAUAUUGGUGAUAAUGUCAAGUUUGAAUGUAUAGCUGAUGGGAAUCCAAAACCUGGAAUCUAUUGGGAAUUACCUGACAGAACUCCGAUAUUUCCAACAGAUAAUUCAUCGACGCAGUCUACAUCCUCAUCAUCACGACAUAUUGUUCACACGAAUGGAACAUUAGAAAUCAAUGCGGUCACUUCGAAAGAUGCUGGUAAAUAUCAGUGUAUUGCACAUUCAUCCAUUGAUAUGGUACAGACAAGUGCAAUGUUGAAAAUAAAACGUAGAAAAAAGGAUUUCACAACUAUACCUACAAUAACAUCUACAACAAUCUUAUUAAACAACCAUCAUGAAAAUGUUAAGAAAUUAAAAACAGACAGUAAAACGUCUAAUAUUGUUGAAAAUUUGUCAAAAUCAACGGCUUAUUCCAUUUCACCUUAUAUUGGGCUACCACCGUCGAAUAAAACACAACUUAUUGGUGAAUCUGUACUGAUCGAUUGUGAAUUGCCUAGAUUAGUGAAAAUUAUUCAUCCAAAUGAAUUGGAAACUUCACACAGCAAAAAUUAUAAUCACAAUAAUAAAUCCUUUACUAUUCAAAACACAGAAAAUUGGAAAGUACAUUGGAAACGAUCUAUAUUAUCACAUAGCGAAGAAAUAAUUAACGAGAAAGCGGAUAAUAGAUUUAAAAUUUUCCCAACUGGUUCUUUACAAAUCAUUGAUCUUCGAGCAAAUGAUUCUGGUCAAUAUACAUGUUCAGUAAUAGAUGAAACAAAUAUAAACUAUGCUAUAACAGUCAGUUUGAAUGUUAUACUUUCUUCUAAAAAGAAACAAGGCGGAUUGUCAGACUACUUACAAGACUAUCCUCUUUCUGCGCCGAAUAAUUUUCAAAUUAUGAAUAAAACACAUCAAAGUAUCACAUUAACAUGGAAUCCACCUUUGAUUUAUCAUGCUAAAAAUCAUGAUAAACUUAUUUUAUCAUUGAACUAUUGGAUUGAACUAUAUACACCGGUAAAAGUCAAUGAAGGAUGGAUAAUAGUUGAACGUAAUUGGCCAGUAAAUAUUAUCACUUUAAAUGGUCUCGAUUCUAAUAUCCCAUAUUAUAUUAUAAUUCGUGCUCGACUAAAUGAAGGUCGUUUAGGAUGGGCAAGUGAUCCAUUUGGUCCUUUACUAACAAAAACAUCUCAAAUCUACGAUAAAUAUUCAUGGAGACAUUCACCUAAUCAGCAUUCUUUUAAACCAAUUGAAUUAAAAAAUAUUCAACUUAAUGUUUUAUCCUCGAAAACUAUUCAUGUCAGUUGGAAUGUAGUUGAACAGUUGUCGGUGCUAUCACAAAUCAGUGGAUAUAUUAUCUAUUAUCGUAGUGUAGAACAUGUCAAGUGUUUAAAUAACAAAUAUUUACAAGUGAAUUCAAAUGAUCCGAAUUUUGUCAAUAAUUAUUGCAGUUUAAAUCCUGAAAAUUAUCGACAUCAUCAGCAUCCUCAUCGAUCAACUAGAAUUCAUGAAAUUUACAAUCGUUUAGAAUUAAUGCGUCAAAUUUAUCAUGAAGAACAAGAGAGUAAUAAUAUCACUGAUUCAGUGACCUCUUUACCCGGUGUUAUAUCUACAGUCACGAUUGAAGCUCAUUAUACACAAACUAUUCCCGGUCAUAAAUUAUCACAACCUAUCAAUCAUAAAGUAACCAGUGUAUUAACUGAAUUAAAACCAUUUCGUUGUUAUGAAAUUGGCAUUAAAGCAUUUCAUCAUACUAAAGAAAUAUCAAUGAAUUAUUUAGAAACACGUGAUAUAUUCACACAUACAGCGUUAACUUACGAAGCUAGUCCUAUAUCUGCACCGAGAAAUAUAUUUGCCAAUUGGUUAUUUGGUGAAAGUUUAGAAUUAGGUUGGACAGCACCACCUGUAUCCGAUUGGAAUGGAAUUAUUCUUGGUUAUAUUGUUUAUAUACAUGAUGAACUAUUACAAACUUAUCAUCAUUUAAAUGUUAGUUCAGAAGGUAGAAAAAUUGUUAUCAAUUUGAAUGCAUUGCCAAAAUUGUUCAAUGUUCAAUUAGCUGCAUAUACAUGUAUUGGGAUUGGUGUACGUAGUGAGGCGUUGAAAAUUGAUAUCAGUCAAAGAAAUUUCGCACAAAAUAGGAAUAAUAAUAAUAAUAAUCAUAAUAAUAAAGAUUUGUCUGUAUUUAUAACAACAGAGAAUGUUCAAUUAUCAUCAUCAACUUUGAUUGUAACAAAUUAUUCAACAAAUCAUGACAAAUUAAUCCAUCAACCAUGGUUUAUUAGUGCAAUCAUCAGUAGUCUAUUAGCAUGGUGUAUUCUAUUCAGUAUGUGUAUACUCUGUUGGAUACGUCGUCAUAAAUUUUGUAAACGAAAACGUUUAACCUAUCAAUUGUCUCAGUCAAAUUUUCAAUACACUACCACAUUGGAUAAUGGAAAUUGUAAAUCGAAAUUGAAUUAUCUCGAUAACAAAUCUACUAAUCUAAAGCAUAAUGGUCAUUUAAACAAUACAUCCACAAUAAUGAUGUUAGGAAGUGUUAGUUCUGGUGAACAGACAACAUUUAGCACUAGAACAAAACAUCCACAAAUUUCUUAUUUACCAACAAACAAACAAUCAUCAGAGAAUAAUUCCAAUAGUAGUUCAAGGAGUUAUGCAUUACAAUCUACUGAUUAUUCCGAUGAAACACGUAUCAUCAAAUCACCGUGUAAACUAUUAGAUCAUUUUCAUACAGUUAAUGGGAUCACAGGAAAUUCAGCCAAUAGCAGUAAUAACAAUAUUAAUCAUACUAAUUCUAUAGUAACACAAUUAUCAUCUACACGACAAAUGACACCGAAUUCUCCGACGAAUAUCACUUAUUUCCCAAAUGAUGCACAAGAUCCGUUGAAAACAAAUUCAACACAUUUUUUUACAUCUGCUUCACAAACUAGUUCAGAACCAUUUGAUUCAGCUAUUUAUUUGGAACAAAUUCCUAAUAGGCAACAUUUUCAUAAUCAUAAUAAUCAUAAGAAUGGUUCAUUAGGUUCCAUUGUAUUGACAUCACCGACAAUUAUGACUAGCAUGAAUGAUGAUUUGAAUCAUUGUGUCAACGGACAAAUCUAUGCACCAAUUGUAACACCAUACGCCACUGCAUCGAUUAUACCAAAUGAAAAUGGUGAUAGACGAUUACAAACAUCGAAACAGUCAAUUCAUUUCAAUGAAAAUUCUACACAAAAUAUGUAUAUAACAUGUUUAGAUUUAGGGAAUUGUCAAGCUGCGCUGAACAGGACACAAACCGGUGGUAUAUAA